UGAGCCCAGGAAAAACUGCCUGCCGGCUCCACUUCCGCAGUAUCCAUCCAUCUCGCCCCGCAGCUGUGCUCCGAAGAAAAAAUCUCGCCCCGCAGCCAGACCAAACCCUCGCCGGCCGGCGCAGAUGGGAGCACCCAGCGGCGGCGCUAUCGCCGAUCCUCUCUUCGCAGUUCGCGAGACACGCAUCUGAUUGGCCGCUCGUUUCCUCCCCGGAGAUGGCGACGGGAUCCAUGGAGGCGGCCCUCAUGACCGAUCCGACAAUCAAGGUCCCCGACGACCUCCUUGUCGAGGUCAUCUCCCGCGUGCCGUACAAGUCCACCUGCUGCUGCAAGUGCGUCUCCACGCGCUGGCGGGACCUCAUCUCCCACCCCGACCACCGCAAGAAGCUUCCCCGGUCGACCCUCGCCGGCUUCUUCCACACAACCUCCGCCACGGGCGACCAUGGUUACCUAAGCGUCUCAGGAAGCUGGUGCCCUCAUGACGCCUCCCUCUCGUUCCUGCCCGAAUACAAGAGCCUUCAAAUCUUGGAUGGCUGCAACGGCCUCCUCCUCUGCCGAGGCCGGAAGUCGUCUGUCCCAGAGACACUGGAUGACCCCAAGACGCUGGAUUACGUGGUGUGCAAUCCGGCCACCGAGAAAUGGGUAACGGUGCCCGCCACCAAGUGGUCCUGGUUGGUGGACAGCGCUUGCCUUGGAUUUGACCCGGCCGUCUCCUCACAUUUCUAUGUGUUCGAGUUGGUACCCGCCCUUGCUUGGACUUGGUAUAAGAGGGAUGAUUAUAGCAUUGAAGCGGUGGGGAUCUACUCUUCCAAAGAUGGAGUCUGGACACAUCCAACUGUUUUGGACAAUCCAAUUGAGAUAUUCUACUUGUCAGGUGGUGUGUUCUUGAGCGGAGUAUUGUAUUUAUGUUCUAAUAAUAAUUCAGUUACAACCGUCGACCUGGAGGGAACUUGUAGGAGCAUUCCUAUUCCCACUUCACAUGAUGCUCCUGGUGGUCCUGAUGUCUAUGUAUCACGGGGACAAUUGUAUCUCACAAUUCAAGGUGCUUCUGAACUGUCUUUCUGGGUUCUUGAAGAUUCUAUUAGUGAAAAUUGUUGGACCCUGAAGCUCAAUAUCAGCUACUUGCGACUGUUUGGAAUAGACUAUUCAAGCUCUGGGCGAUUUUACGGUGUUAUCUCAGCCCAUCCAGAACACAAUGUGAUAUUCAUAAUCAAAGAAUUUAUAUCGAGAUGCCGAUCACUGAGAAAAUUAUAUUCAUAUGAAAUGGAUUCUGGGGAACUGCAUUUCAUAUGUGACCUUCCAAGGAAUUCCAGGUUGCCUUAUCUUUCCUAUGUUCCUUUGUUCUCGGAGUCAUUAGCAGACGGGCACUAAAUGCCUUGUGUAUUGGAGCCUCACAAUUGUCAAUCUUUCUGAUGGUACUAGAGUUACAUUAAUGGUACAAGCAGGGAAGCAAGUGAUUUGGGCAGAGCUUCAUGAAGUUGUGAUAAAGCGGUUGGUGCUUGACUGCACUCAUGUACUGGACUUAUGGAGCUAGCUAGCUAUUUAGUAAACUUUGUACUCUGUUUGUGUUCGAGUGGCCAUUUAUAGCAGCCACGCAGGCGUAACACCCUACUACUUAACUAUGGAUAUUUUACUGUUUUCUUGGAACUAUUAUGAAUAUUUUAAUAUCUACGUUCUUCUCUCUGCUUA
This is a messenger RNA of Triticum dicoccoides, 1688 nucleotides long. RefSeq lists its product as uncharacterized. The transcript is spliced from 2 exons. NCBI's taxonomy places the organism in Eukaryota, Viridiplantae, Streptophyta, Magnoliopsida, Poales, Poaceae. The coding region runs from base 216 to 1370 and encodes 384 amino acids. Gene Ontology annotation, molecular function: protein binding. The record is from RefSeq and is a predicted model, not a curated record.